Molecule: messenger RNA, 23819 nt
Organism: Pocillopora meandrina
Lineage: Eukaryota; Metazoa; Cnidaria; Anthozoa; Scleractinia; Pocilloporidae
Source: the annotation of a GenBank genome assembly
GCACCAAGACAUGGUCAGUGGGGCCCUUGGAACCCAGCCAGCUGGGAAGAGGCACAAUGUUCCAAUGGUUAUAAGACCAGAAGUAGAAACUGUGACAACCCAGCCCCAGCUCAUGGUGGACUUGACUGUUCUGGCAAUCGUUAUGUCACCAUAGACUGUAACGAGUGUAGCCAUGGCAACGGGGGAUGCGAACAAUUAUGCGUUAACUACGAUGGUACCUACUCAUGUCGUUGCAACCCUGGUUACAAAAUUUCUCCAAGAAACUGGAAAAAAUGUGAUAGUACGUGGUUUUUCUUUCAUACUUUGAAUGAAGAAUAUAAAUUGAAUGAGCCUUCCUUACUGAAAGACACAAAAAAAUAAAAUUGCAAGCUUUUCCAGACUUAUUUCUAAGAGGGGAAUCAGUGCCUGUAUUAGAGGAGUAUGAUAAAAGAAUAAAAUUAUUCAGGCGGGAUCACGGAUUACCCCUUUUUUUCAAGAUAAUUUGCUAAGCAUGGCAUUUUGCAAUGAUCCCUCUCUGUGCUUUAUUACAUUACCUACAGGCUAUUUAUGAAGUAGAGUCGCAUAGAUAUUAGAAUAAAAAAAGAUCAUGCUUACUUCAUAAAAUCACUCUGGAAUCUUUCAAUUUAAACUGCUUACAGGAAUUACCUGUGACACCAGUGAGUGGUCAGCUCCCAGCCAUGGACAGAUAUCUGCACAAUGUGCAGGUCAGUUACAGGUGGUUUCUGGGACGCGUUGCGAGGUCAACUGUGAUGAUGGGUAUGAACUAAGUGGCCAUUCAAAUUCUGUUUGUGGCAUUGAUGGGGAAUGGGAUCCAAGGACAACAGCAAACUGUAAAGGUAAACGCUAGAUCAAUAGCUACGUAAUUAAUUUGUUAAGUGACGAUAUUAUAAGUAAAAAAAUAUGUCAAGACGAUACUUGAAUGAACCAAUGAAGAAGUGAGAGGCUAAAUAAAUGAAUGAACACAGGGGAAAAGCAGUAAGAACCAAAGGGUGAAUUGAUAAAUGGAGCAAUGAAUGAUUGGAAAGUUAUUGUUAAAUGCAAAAUAUUUUCAUUCGUGUUUCCAUAACAUAGUGACCAGAAGUACUGCGAUACAACCCCAAGUAACAUUUUCUAAACAAUAUGCUUGCACAUUUUUAAGCCUAAUGAUGUAAGGGGAGCCGUUGUGUAACUUAUCUCGGAGCAAAUGAAUAAAGGGGUAAGUUUCUAGAGAAACUGUGGUGCUGCGUCGGUGGGAGAGUAUAGCAGGUAAUUUUAAUGUUAACAACUUAGUUGAAAACGUAAAUUAGCCACCGUAGAGGGUAAAAAGCUGACGUUUCGAGCGUUAGCUCUUCAUCAGAGCGAUUGAAACGUCAGCUUUUUUACCCUCUGCAGUGGCUAAUUUACGUUUUCAACUAAGUUGUUAACACUAAAUUACCUGCUUAUCUCAGGGCAGCCAAGCAAUGCACCCGGCAGGGCUGAACACGAACUUAUCAAUUCAGGUACUGGUCUCAAUCAAAAGGUCAGUAUUUCUUGAGGGAUGAGUCUAGGAAUAAAAGGGAACUGAAAAAGUGAAUGCAAAAGGCCCCUCCCAUCCUAUAAAAGGAAACGUAAACAAACGGGCAAACAAGGAAAGAGAAAUUGAAAGCAAACAAGCAUUAGAGAAGUAAAGGCCCCUUCCCCGUGAAAAGGCAAGGAAAAAAAACGAGAACAAAAGUAAAACAAAAUCGAAAGCGAAGCAUCACAAAACUUUGAUGUUUCGAAAUGUAAUACUAUAAAUUGCUGAUGUCAUGAAUAUAUUUUCAUUUUAGUACAUCAGUGUCCACCACUAACUGAACCGGUUAAUGGGCAAAUUACUCCUUACAUAUGCAAAACCAAGCCUCUGCAUGGCGAGACGUGUCUACAUGAAUGUAAGCCAGGAUUCAGAGUCGUUGGCCCCAGCUCAAGCAAGUGCGACAAUGGACAUUGGAGAAAUGUAGGGUUCUAUUGUCAAGGUAAGCUUAAGGUACAAUGGGAUUUGUCACAAUGGGAUUUGUCACAAGUGGGUAACUUAUAGAAUGACAAGUGUUUAGCACAUAAUUGCACGGGAUUCUGGGUUAAAAAUGUCAUAAAAGAGUUAUUAAAAUGAAUGAUUGGUCUCUCUUCUGUUAUAUCUUCGCGGGUUUUGUGUCAACGUGUCUUGAGUGAAUUUUGCAUUUACGCUUAACCGAUGAUGGACACCCACUGAAACGAUUUAGCGAAGCCUCGUAUCUUAUUUCCAAGACGUUUGGAUCAGAAUGGGAAGGGUUGGUCGAUUAUCUGUUUUUUAUUUAAUAAAGGACAAGGUCCAAAAUGUUUGAUUAAAAGUGCAACUUACACCAAACGGGGCUCAUUGCAAGUUCAAAAAUUACUUUUCAAAUUUUUGGCUGUUCUCUCAUAGAUCAUGAAGCCCCUUCAUUUGGUGAAACAUGCCCAUCUGCACGAAGUGUUUUUGCUGACGAAGGAAAAACGUCGGCCACAAUAAGCUGGGAACCAGUCAUAGCCACUGAUAAUGAUCAGGCCAUCGUGUCUGUGUCUCCUCAAGUGACAUCUCCGCACAUAUUUUCUGAGGGGAACCAUUCGAUAACCUUCACUGCCACAGAUCUAUUUCGGAACGCGAAGUUUUGUCACUUUCAAGUUAAUGUUCAAGGUAUUUGUGGGCUCCAUGCCAAAAUCAGAAUUUAGCUGACAUACUGAAUCUUACGUAAGUGCAUAAUUAGUUGGGUAAUUUCUCUUUUGUUAUAUUUGGAUCAUGGUAAGUAAAAAUUUGAUAUUGUCAGGACACUGUUCACGCUGAGUCUAGAUAAGCUAAUUGAGGAUUAUCUUGCCAUUCAAGGCUGGAGUAGGCUGGGUGUCUCCGUAUGAUCUUCUCUUAGCACCAUCGUAUUGAACGUAUGUCACUUGUGACGACUUUUAAUGAUCAAUUGUUUGAAAUGUAAAGAAUCGUCGCGAUACCUUUCACAACUAUUCGUUUGCAUCAGGUCACAAAUGGUGUCGUAUUUUGGAUUCAGACGAGAGAGCUUUUCUGUGUUUUAUUUGACUGAUGUUCAAUAAAACGGUAAACUAAGAGGAAAACUGCAAGAAAAAAACAACGACAACAAAGGAUGACUUCCCUUUUCCCUUUUUCAAACUUGUUUGGAAAGGGAAACUACCUUAAGCGCAAUAGUAGAUUAGGUUGCUUAAGUCUACUAAGUCGUUUUUUGAGGACGGUGCAGUUUUUUUAGGACUGACUAUGGCUACUUACUUUCCACAUUUUAUUAAAAGAAGCACCCAUUUAAUGCUUAUAUUUUACCGGCUUCCCUUUGCUACUUUGAUGCUGCCUUGUAUUCGUACAUGCAAAUUCUCAUGAGCAACUACUGACUGGGUCUCAAAGGAAUUCCAUUUAGUUUCUACACUUGAUUGAGAGAAACAAUCUCUCUGAGCCUUUUUUUUACUAGCUCUCUUUUUAUUACUUUUAAGUACUUCGAUGCCCCGUUCUACUCGCCCCUGCAAACGGAAGACUGGAGAAUGCCGCCUGUGGAAACUUGUACGGCAGCACCUGCCGCUUAACGUGUAAUAAAGGAUACGAAAUAAAAGGACCUAAGGAAAUAAAAUGUGAGAAAAAACCUGGGACGAAUACAGUGCACUGGACGGGAAAUGGUACUCACUGUGAAGGUAGAAAACCAUAUGACUUCAUUGUUCAGUCAACUUAAACAGAAUGCGGAGAAAUGUGGUUCUCGGCCACCACCAUCAUAAAAGGCUGUCUAUCAAGGUGAAAAGUCGAAAGAGACGAUAUUUAUAAGGAUGACAACGACGAUGGCGACAAGAACGACAACUAUGAUAAUUGAGAACAAUUCUCAACUGUCCAAUAAAAACAAAUUAAAUAAGACGUUGUUGUACCACCAGCAUAAAGUGCGAUUUUUUUUAAAAGAAUACGUUUCAGCUGUGCACGUUUAAUAAUAAAAAGAUAAAAAAGGCCAAUACAGAGCAGGGUGUAAGGAAUCGGGCGGGCACCGGACACGAGAAAAGAGCGUCAGAAAAGAACGUAAGAAAACACGAAUACAUAUGGCAUGAAAGAAGAAAUUGGAAUAUACUCUGAACACUAUAUAAUGAAAAAUACACCAAAUUUCAACCGAAUCAUGGAAUUUCGUCUUCGAUUUUGAAUGAAAAAUGUCCCUUGAUUAAUCCAGUUUUUCAUUGCAGCUCUUCAAUGCUCUGCUCUGGAUAAUCCAGGUAACGCAGUCAAAUCAGGUUAUGGUUGUACUGGCGCAUCCUCUAUCUAUGGUACUUCCUGUUUCUUUUCUUGCAUGAUGGGAUACCACGCUGUGGGCGGAUCGCUGAAACGAACAUGUCUGCAGAAUGGGAAAUGGAGUGGAACCAAGCUUCAGUGUGAAGGUAAAAAAGGGAUGAUUCCUUGAAUUGAGAAAUCUCAUUUCGUGUAUUUUUCUGGUAGCGGGGCUGACGUAGUUGUGAGAGGACUCACAUUACAUUCCACCACCGUGGCUUGGGUUCGAUUCCCCGACCUGGCGCAAAUGUGGAUUGAGUUUUUUGAUGGUUAUAAUCCUUGCUCCGAGGGUUCGUCUCCAGGGCCUCCGGUUUUCCUCACUCCGCAAAAACCAACAUUCCAAAUUCCUGGUCGACCAAGGAAAAUAACCUAUGACGCAUCUCUGUUAACAAACCACUUAUUUUUUAUUCUAGCUAUCACCUGCCCACCGUUUUCCAUUCAAUCAGAAGGACUAAUUAUCGGCCCGGCAUCCUGUACCAAUGCAACUGCUGUUCUAAAUUAUAACUCAGAGUGCUGGUUCUCCUGUAAGAGUGGAUAUCUACAGGGUGGGCCUGGAAUCAAGACUUGCAAUCAGAACAACGAUUGGUCUCCUCUAGGAAAUCCUUCUUGUAAAGGUUUGUCUUCAUUAGCAAUUUUCUUUCAAAGGUGAACACAAUUUAACGACCUUCGACAAGAUAUUUAAACCAACAUUGUGCAACAGCGCACUCAUAUCAGUUCCAGUGUAACGAGCUUGGAGUAAAGUAAAUGCCAAAGACGACAAAAAAGAGUCAUCCUUAAUUAUUGUGACUACAAUAAACAUACAUACAACAUGCAAAUUUCAACAAAGGAGAAACAAACCUGUUUAUUGCUACUAUUCCUUUUUUUCGCAGGGCAGCAGUUUGUUGAAUACCCUCUCCAAUUAAAGGAAAAUCUUAAACCAUCGAGUUCCUCUAUGAUCAUUAAUCACUUUGAGAGUCGAGCAGCAUGCAAAACUGAAAUCAAACAGUUUUAUUUGAAUACCAACAACUGCAUUGCGAACAAAUAAUAUUCUUUUCAAGGAUCAAUAUCAGUAUCUGGGCAACUUCCCACCUACCACUCCCCUAACCCGAAAUUAAGCCUAACUUGUCAUUAAUUGACUGUUGUUGAGUUAAAGGAGGGGUAGGUGGGCAGUUGCCCAGAUACUGACAUUGAUCCCAUUUCAAAAGCCAAUAGCCUUUCGGGGUCUAAUUCAAAAUUAACAUUUAGAAAUAACCUUGCACCGAACAAUUUCUUCAGAGUAAAUUUUGCCUAGAAACCUAAAAAACGGGAAAAUCUAUUAGCGACUAUAAAACUACUUGAAAGCACACUAGGCUAAACGGAGAGUUUUUUCAUAACUCUUGUGCAUUAAGUAGUUUUCUCCCUUUUUGAGGAAGCUACGUUAGCUCACCUGAAGUUGACUCCACGUGUUAUUCGAUACUCUAUUUUUAUAGUUGUCUCUCUCAAAUUUGUUUAUGUUUUAUUUUGAACUGUUUUUCAGAUGUUUCCGCGCCAGUCUUUGCAGACUGCCCCGCCAACAUUGUCAUCACUGCUGAUAGAGGUGAAACGUCAGCCCAAGUGACUUGGGUCCAUCCGACGUGUACAGACAACUCUGGCCUUGUUCCAAACAUUACACAGUAUGGAAAACAACCUGGGAACACUUUUUCCGCUGGGGAACACAAUAUACGAUACUUAGCAUCUGAUAGAUCAGGGAACAUUGCCGAAUGCAGAUUCAAGAUUUUUGUUCAAGGUAAAUGUUUCUCAAAAUGGGCAGAUGUCACAAUGAUCCCUGAUAUGGUUAAAAUUGUCAGCCCUGUGGUCUGUUAUGUGUUGAUAAUAACAAAAAUAUUAAAUUUAAAAAGCUGAGAAAAGAGAGAAAGUAUCACUUUAAUCGCUCCAGUAAACCUCAGUUUUAAGACACCUACCGCUUUUUUUACCUUAACCACUCGGCAGAAAAAUGCCAAGUGGGAAAAAAUUUACUUACUAGCAGGGGAAAUUUUAAUUAUGUAAAUGUGAAAGAGUGGUACUUUUUUUACGUUGAAAGUAUAUAUGUAGUAAUACUUUAAAUCUAUGAGAAAAAAGGAAGGCACGCAAUAAAGGCGACAGACUAGGCGCACGUCUCGAUAUUAUCUUUGUGUUCGCGCCUGCCCUUCUUUUUACCCUACGCUGUUUGUUUCUUUGUUUUAGUUUUGCGGUGUUCACAUAAACUACAAGCUCCAGCGGGAGGAGGCUCGCUUUGCACCAAGGGUAAUCAGUAUGGAUCCAAAUGUUCCUUCGCUUGUCACAUUGGACACAAGAUGAUAGGCUCUGCCCUCCGGGUUUGUGAGAAGGACCAGGUGACUUCUUUGGGUUUCUGGACAGGAAACGAGACAAAAUGUGAUUGUAAGUCCAAUUCCAAAAUUAUCUUUCUUUCCGUUCGCUUUAAUCCCUUCCCCCAUCCCAAGAAAAUGGCCACUUUCUUAAAAUGGUCGGAACAUUUUUUUUGUACCUUAUAACUUUGCAAAAUCACGUUUGCAAAAAGCACGUUGCAAGUUGAAGCGAAUCAUCUAUAGUCCAAGAAAUUUAGAUAUAAAAAAUUCACAAAGUUUACUCUGACCAUAUACUUUUUUUAGUGAUCAGGUGCCCGCGUCUAAUUCCUCCCGACCACUGUACACAAUAUGGAUGUUGGCGUGGCUCUGUGGAUAACACUUAUGGUGACAAAUGUUUGUUGUACUGUGACGUCGGGUACCAGCGUGUAAAUGGUUCCACCGAGAGAAUCUGUCAAGCUAAUGGUACAUGGUCUGGAGAAGAGCCCUUCUGUGAGGGUAAGGGUGUGGAGGGGGGGGGGACAUGAGAGGCAGUGCAAAUUGAUAAACUCACAUGAUUUAAUUUGAUUUAUGAGAACAUUCACAGAUGUUUAAAAAAAAGCUUUUGUUUGUCUCGUGCGCUUUAAUCGAUUAAUUCUGCUAUGGAAGACAAAACCAUUCCGCUAUCAGUAAUCAUGCCAACAAAAAAAGAUAAAUAGCCAAAAAUAUAAUAAGCAAACAAUUAAUUUUUAUCCUUUUGCUCAUUUUUCUCAUUUUAUUUUAUUUAUCAAUAGAGAGACAGUGUCCUCCUUAUCGUAAUUGAAGCGAUUACAAGGUCUCUCAAGUCUCUCAAACAAGAUAACUCACUCCAUAAUUCUAUUUGUCAUACAUGAAAACCAGAGCGGUUUAUAAACAGCAAAGUUCUGAUGUUAUUUCUAGUAUUGAAAAUGAUGUUGACUUACUGAAUAUUCUUCUCCUAGCUGUCCGCUGUAAGUCUUUACAAGCUCCAAAGGAUGGUGAUAUCUCUCCAAGUUCUUGCACAUCGUCUCCGGAGUACGACACCACUUGUCUUUUCUCUUGCCGAAAAGGCUACAGACUGCAUGGAGAACCAAUAGCAACUUGCUUUGGAGAUGGAAGAUGGUCAAGAAACGCCACUGCAAUGUGCAGAGGUUAGAUAGCAAGAUCAUGGAAAACUUUGGCUUAGAAAAUAAUACAAGUUGUGAUCUUUUUAGGUGCCCUCACAUAUGUAUAAAAAAAACCCAAUCACAACAACAGCGAUGACAACAACAAAAAAUAUGCCAAAAAAAGAGGGGAGAAGGUCAGCGCUCAAAAAUUAUUUUUAAUUUUAAUUUAAUUCUAUCUGCAGACGUGGAAAGCCCUUCGUUUGGCUUUACCUGCCCAAGCGAUAUCAACUCGUACGCAGACAAGGAAAGAAAUUACACGCAAGUGUCCUGGCCUCCUGUUAUUGCCACUGACAACUCUGGUCUGGCACCGACUGUGACUUCGAGAGGCGUGCAAGUCAUAUACUAUAAUGGGAAGCACGAGGUUACUUACAACGCUUCUGAUGUAGCAGGAAAUUUCAAGAUCUGCAAGUUUCACAUCACCGUUGAAAGUAAGCUAUUUUAAGCUUUCCCGUGUGAUAGUAGAGUCCUAAAAAAAUGGUGAGCGAUCUUGAUGUAUCAUCGUCAAUUUGUUUUUAACAAACAGAAACGCAGUAAGACAGUAUUGAUAGCAGAAAAUGAUUUAUGAUAUGAUUGCUUCCGAACUGAUCAAGACGAACACAGACUUGAAUACAGAUUAGUUUGUUAUUAUCAGAAAGAUAAUGUAAUAUGAAUCAAGUUCAUAAAAUCUAUCAAGUCGAACAAUUUAAAUGAGAGUUUGUAAAUAAUUCUUCCUUUUGCGGUAAGUGUUUUCUCUUCCAAAGGGUAACAUAUGAAUUUUAUCAGCGUUUACCAAGAAAUCUCUCUGGUAUUUAUGUUAUUUAGUAGAAAUACUCAAAUUAAUCAGCAAUUGUUAAAACUACCCUUAACGCUUAUUUUUGUCUUUUUGUUUCAAAAGGAAAUGAUUGGGUGAUAUGUUUUGUUUUCGACCUUGGUUACCGGGUACAAAUUAUAUGUUAACUUUAAAUGCAUUCCCAUCCGUUUCCUGCCCCAACAACAAUAGACAAUUGUAUGUAAAUUGAGGAUAUGCCCAAACCAAACGAUCUAUAUUACAUUCCCUAAGAUUUCUUCCUUUUUCCAGUCUUUAGAUGUCAGACACUGCUACCUCCGCUUGAAGGAUCCUUUUUGGGAGAUUGUGACAACAUUUAUGGUUCGACGUGCAAAGUGGCUUGUAAAGAUGGUUACAACCUUGAUGGGUCUAGUGUCCUCACUUGCCUCAGGAAACCAGGUCACAUAACAGGAUAUUGGAACGGUUCUUUCCCAGUCUGCCAGGGUAAAUGAUAAGCUUAUUCCGUUAUAUGACAAAAAAGGUAUUACGUUUUAUUGAUAUUAUUCGAAUGAACAUCAAAUGAGCAUCAGAUAUCAAGGUGGACAGACACAAUCCUUUUAAAUCUGACGGAAGACUGACUACACCUCGGAUUACACCUCGCGUUAAUCGUUUUCAGUUUUCGACACAGCAACCUUAGCACAACUAAUUAAUAUUGGCCGAAGCACUGCCUUUCAAAACGAGAAUAAAUCAUACUGCAUAAAAUUUAAAAACGUUCAGUUUGUAAAUGAAAACUUUCUCGAAAAUUAAUGCUUGUCAAUAAUUAUGGAGUUACGCCGAAUCAAUCAAAAUUACAUAAGAUGAAACCAAAGAGGUCAAAUGGAAUCUACUGAGAAAGAGAAUAUUUAUCUAAAUUCAAUGAAAUGCGUAGAGUGAACGAACAUCAAGAUGAAAACCUCAAACUUUAACCCACGAUGUGUAAUCGAAAAACAUGUAAUAAAUUCCAAAACAUCAUUUGCAUUGAUUUUUCUUAGUACGGAGAUGUCCUUCUCUGAGUUCUCCAAGGUACGGCUUUAUUUACCCCCGUAUGUGCAAGUCGUCUCCAGUCAGCGGUACAGCCUGCUACUUCGAAUGCAGGAAUGGUUUCCUUGAAAAUGGUGGAGAAACUGUGGUCUAUUGUGAGAACGAUGGAAAAUGGAGCAAAAACAUAUCUUCGAUAUUAAAAUGUCUUGGUAAGCUACUUAGAUUUUUUGUUGAGGAACUGCCAUUGCGCCAUUGCCAUAACUGAUCUUGCUUUACCCUGAGGUGAUUCGUAGAAUUUAUUGAAUCUGGCUUGGUGUUUGUAGAAGACAACAAAUGGAUUCCAUUUUGCCAUGUAAUAUUUCAGUAAUAGAUCACAGACGAAGUAAAAAUGUGAUUCUUUUUUGUUGAAAAAGCAAAACUUUUUUGAAAGUGACGCCAAAAUAAAAUAUUCGUCUAUCCCUCAAAUAGAUCAUAAGUAAUAACCAAUAAAACUGCUAAUAGGAAACACUUUAUAAGUAGGAAAAGGUCACACUCAGUUGUCGUUUACUUGUUGCCAAAUAUCAGUCGUCUGUUGCAUAUUUUUGCAGAUGUGUCACCACCUGUAUUCAGGAAUUGUCCCUCAGACAUUCGUGUAAACCUCAACGCAAAUUCAACAGCAGUGGCAAACUGGACUGCUCCAGUUGCAUUGGACGACAGCAACGUGGUACCGCAACUGACAGUCUUCCCUCAGGGCAUUAAGCCGCCUCACGUGAUCAAUGAGACACUUCUGGUUGCGUACACGGCCAAGGAUCCAAGCGGCAACGUAGUCAAAUGCUCUUUUAGAAUAAUCCCAGAAGGUAAACAAUCUCCUGAAUAAUGCUGCAAUGAAAUUGAGAAGAUUUACUUGUGUGUAUUUAGCAUUUUCGUGGUUUUCUUGGCUUUCAAAAUUGCCUUAGUCUUCUGCUCACAACCCUAUUCAAUGUGUUUGGAAUUGAAAUCUUUCGUCCUGCCCACCAGAAACCUCCAAAAUAGAACCAAGAACAAGAAACUGCUCCAUCUGCGUAAUCUUACUGUGCAAAUCGUCUUGUUCCUACUGAAGGACUCUACGUAACUCAUAAAAGCAAAAGGUUGAUGUAUGGUUUUAUGUUCAAUUCCCUAGAUAAUUCGGGUCCUGUGGUCGUUUUCUGCCCUCCAAGUCAAAACAUCACAUCGGAAAAACGAAAAAUAAGCGUAACAUGGCCAGAGCCUCAGUUUAAAGACAAUAGCAACAGCCCGCUGCAAAUAACGUGCAGUCGCAAAAGUGGCACUGUCUUCUACUGGGGAAGCUAUACAGUACACUGUAUGGCAUAUGAUAACAACCCCAACAACAAGCCAGGAGUCUGCAAAUUUGAGCUUACCAUAAGACGUAAGUACCAAAUACGAUCCUUGCCUGUUGGUAUACAAUUUUUAUAUUUAAGCUACUGGUUACUAGAAAAGCGUUUUUGUUUUCAUCAGAAACUUCCUCAAUGGCAUCAGCUUAAUAAUUAAAAUCCUAUUGUUCACUCUCUUUGUGACUCCAGGUUAAGAAACAAAUUAUUAUACCAUUAUUUUAAGUUAUGGUUAGGUAUUUUUAUGAUGCCUUGGCACUAUGGAUUAGCAAACAAAGUGAGCACUUUUGAUAACUCUUGGAAGAAGAAGAAACGUGAAAACUUUGCUAUUUGUAGAUUUGAUUGGAAGAGAACAAAAUCCGUAGAGAAAACUGAAAAUAUAUGCAGUUUAAACAGUUAAUUUUAUCAUUAUCGCUAACUUGCGUGGUUAAAGAUCAAACACGUUUCAUAGGUACUUAAAGCACUCUCUUAAGAGAGAACUUGUAGGUAACAACAUAACAUUCCAAGACUUUAUGUAACUGCCAAACAAUCCCCCCCCGCCUUUUUUUCGGUUUAAGGCCUUUUUUGCUUGAGCCGUAAUUGCUACCAAAAGAUAAAGGAAAAAGAAAGAAAGUUAAUCAAAAAUAAGUAACUGUCCAUUUCCUUUCCCAGCAAAAAAAUGCAAUGAAAUGAAACCUCCGAUCAAUGGUGCUGCCUCUUGUGAUGACUGGAUGUUCGGAAGGCUUUGUACACCGAGUUGUAAUAGAAAAUUUGAUUUUAGCGAGCCUUUGUUGAACAGCGUUUGGACUUGUGGAGGAUCUGGUACCUGGACUCCUGGAUAUCGUUGGCCAGACUGCACAGGUAAGCAGCAUAUGCUAAAAAAAAUUAUAGAAAAAUAAACAAAUAAAUAAAAAAGAGGAAAAGCCGAAUAUAAUCCAAAAGAACUUAUGGAGCAGCUCACAGUAACUGCAGACUAAACAUUCUCCCAAAGUCUGAUAUGGGGAAAUAAACAUGUCGUUGGGGCUCGAGAGUACUUUGGUGGUACCAAUAUAACUUAUAUUGGCCCGCAUUAGUCCAUAUAACACUCCAAAGAGGGAAGAACGUUGUCUCUGAGUAGAAAAGUGAUUCGUUUGCGUGAAUGACAGGAGCAUACCAUUUAUCGCUCGUCAUUCCUUGAAAGGACCGGAUAUACUAACACUAGUAGAGUCUUACCGUUCAAUCCGCAAUCCCUCCAUCAAAGUGCCGACGUUUCGGGCGUUAGCCCUUCGUCAAGGCGAACGCACGAAACGUCAGCUUUUGAACUCUUUACGGUGGCCAAGGUACGUUAUCAAUGCAUUUGAUAAUGCUAAAUUACCGAAUAUGUGUUACAAUUUGUCUCAAACGAGUAUUCCGACGAACAGAGUGCCAUUCGUUGUGUAAUGGUUUGUUUCUUAAACCUUUGCAGAAAAAUCUCAUCCCAAUAGAGUAAGAAUGGCAAUGGACUUACACUACUAUGAUGGAGAUUGUAGCACAAACGAAACCCAGACUCAAAUAAAGGAACUCUUUAUAAAGAUUAUCAACACGUCUGCUUUCCGUCAAGCCUGUCAAGAUCCAUCUUUCAGAGAUAAGUGUAAAGCUGAGAACGUUGUGGUCACGUGCGGGGAGGUCGACGAGUCUGUUGGCAAUAGAAAAAGGCGUUCGACAGGUAAGUCAUGGAACUCUUUCAGGAAGGCGCUUUUAAAUUUUGUUCUUUUGUAUGAUGUUUACCUCAUCGUCAUGCAUAACAACAAUGACAUUGUCACUCUUAAGGGAGGCUUAGAAAGCCUAUUUGAAUGCACGUUACUAUGCCAACCAUAUCCAAAGGCGAAAGAUCAUCGAGGUAAAUGGCAUUAAUAUUAAUUCUCUGUCAAACUCAGUGGGUAUUCAAAAGAUGUUGAGAGAUUGCUUCAAAUUUUUGUCAAAAUCCAUGAUAAUCUCUACGGAAUAGGAUCCUUUGGGAAUGACAAAAGCUCUCAUAGGAAGAUAUGAUCAAGAUCCUACAAAUCGGAUUGUGUCUUUAUUCUGAGAAUAGAAAAGUGGGAAUUACAUCUCAUCGUUCGGUUGGCGCAAACUUGGCUUCUAACAAUCAAAAGAAGAUAAUCUAAGUUAUUUUUAAACCUUAUCGGCGAUUUUCUUUAGCUUGAAACUUGUGGUUAAGCAUCUGCAGGAGACAGAAACAUACAUCUUUUCCAAAUAAUUCUCUUAGGGAGGUGUAUAUUUUAUUUAAUAUAUCUAAUAAGUCAAAAGGAGCUUGAAAGCAAUUCAACGUGUGAAAUCAACAGGUGAUAACGAACAUUUCAGAAAAAGGCGAUCUGUUCUACAAACAACAGUCACCGUCGAGAUCAUUGGUAAGUCCAUAGACGUUAUUCACCAGCAAUAUUCCACUGAGGCAUAUGCAAAUUUUUAUGUAUUAUAUCAAAUCAUGUUGUGUGACACGAUGUGUUGUAAUAUGAUGUGAUAUAAUGUUAUAUCCGAUGUGAUGUGAUAAGUUGUGAUGCGGAGAAUGGUGCAAUGAGAUGUGAUGUGAUUUGAUGUGACAUAAAGUGACGUAAUGCGAUGUACGAGGUGACGUGAUGAGACGUGAUGUGAUGUGAUGUGAUAUGGUAUGAUGUAAUUUGAAAUGCUAUGUGACAUGAUGUAAUUAAAUGUGAUGCAAUGUAAUGUUAUGUCCGAUGCAAUAUGAUGACAUGUGAUAUGGAGAAUGAUGUAAUGAGAUGUGAUGUGAUUUGAUGUGACAUGAUGUGAUGCAAUGUGCUAUUGUGAUAUGUUGCACGAGGUGACGUGAUAAGAUGUGAUGUGGUGUGAAGAAUGGCGUAAUGUGAUGUGAUGUAAUGUAAUGCGACGUGUGAUAUGACGUGAUGUGAUGUGUGCAUGUAAUGCGACCAUUUUUUCAAGAUCGCUAAUAUCAUGUGAAACGCAUAUGAACAGGGGCGUAGCUAACCCAUAGUCCUGUGGUCUUGGGCUUGCAAAUAUUUUUCUGUCGGCUUGACUUUUAGAAUAUCACUCUUUCAAAUUUUGAAACAAAAUUGAAGUUCCAAUCAGUUUUCAGGCAUAAAACAAGUCGAAAAGCAGGCUAAGGGUGUUGGAUGGUAAAAUGCCGCAUGGGGCUUGUUGAUUUUUUUACAUAUUCCCUCCACAGCGACAGAACCCGUAACAAUUACGGACCUCGUUAGGGUAGUUUCUGAACAGUUUCAUGUCUGCUAAAAUUACGAGUGAGGGAGGGGUCGAUUAUUUAUUUAGUUUGGUUUUUCACGCUGAUGUGAUUUAGGGUUUUAGGAGUGGAAGAAUGCAAAGUAAUUUGAAUAUUUUAUCUCUCGCAGUUGAGCUUGAUGGAGUUGAAGGAAACGACACCAGCGAAGAUUACAUAAUGAUUGGAGAGGAAGGAAUGAAAGUUGCCCACAAUAUUAGCAAUCUGAUUAAACAAGCAGCUCAAAAUGGCAGCCUUCGGUUUUCAGUCAAUAGCUCAGAGUUUGUCCCUGACAUAAAAACGCUCAACAUCUCCGUCCCUCAGCAGCUUUGUUAUACUGGGCAGAUUUACAGGAAUGGAUAUUGUCGUAAGUCUCGUGCGAUUAUAAUAUGGUAUCAUUUAAUGUUUCAGUUGGGGACUUUGACACAAUUACCAAGGCCUGAGAAGUUAACUAAAAGUUAUAACAAUCUGAAUUUAUCAAUUUAGUCGAUAAAGUAAAUUGGCCAUCAUAAAGAUUUUAAAAGCUGAGGUUGCAAGCGAUAGCCCUUCGCCAAUCCCUCUGACGAAGGGCUAACGGUCUAAAUAAAUCUUGUAAAAUCAAAUUAUCUUGUAAUAAUCCCCAAAGAAGCAGCACCCUAAUUUCCCCGGGAACUUAUCACCUUUAUUCAUCUAAAAGUUAUGAUGAUAACUUGUGCUCAAAUUUCACCUUUGCUUGAUAAUACCUUGAGAUGUUGUGUUUUACCAGAGAUGAUUGCCUUCAGCGUAAGAUAUUAGAGUUUGUUAUAAAGCCCAUCAUUGUUUGUUACUGGAUUCUAUAAAUGAACGAACAACCCUCUUACUGCGUAAUUCCAUAGAUGAUGGAAAAGAUUCUAAUCUAUGAUGUCAUACUUUCGUCUCUCAGUUAACUGUAGCUCUGGAACGUUUUUGAACCAAACGACUGAAAAAUGCCAAGAUUGUCCUCACGGAACAUAUCAGGACUCUGAAGGAGAACAACAAUGUCUGUCCUGCCCAUCAGGAACCUCCACUGUAGAAUCGAGGACAGCAAACCGCUCCAGUUGUUUUGGUAAUCAUUAAUUGUUCUUUUUAGGAGCCGCCCUAAGAUGAUGGUAUUCAAAUCUGCAGUUUAGUUUGUUAAUAUCAACUAGGACCAAAAUAGCAGCGACUAACCUGAGAAGAAUCACAUGUCUCGGCCAAGGGAGUCAUCAGAUACUUAAUAUCAUCUCUCGUUCACAAAUUGAGGUGUCAAUAGUGGCAUUCCAUCGCAGAGGGUUUCUCAACAGCCUGCUAACGAGUUACAUCAGUGCAAUAGAAGAAAGUUCUAAACAAUUAUUAGAUAAGGUUUUUGUGAUAUCCAGAGUAAUCAAGGUCGAGGACGGGGGUUAUCAGCCGAAGCCGAAGGCUGAGGCUGACAACCCUUGCCGCUAUCAUUUAAGUUUGUUGUGCGCUAUCGUUAAAAUUUGUUGAUUUUCUUAAUUUCUUCACAUGCGGUCGCAGUUCUAUUUCAAAUUAACUACCAGGGUGACUUUGAUCAUGACUCCUUUCAGUUUUCAUUCUUUUUUUUUUAGAAUGAUUGAACUUUGAGCAAGCACACAACUUUUAAAACUUUUGCUUGCGCCGUUUAAUGUGUAUUUGUCGAUUGAUCUGAUUCAAUUCAGCAGGUUCCCAGUGCCUUCAAGUAAUUCUAUGUAAAUUUAUAACGGCGUUUGAUAUAAACUGUUAGGCUUAAUUUCAAGUGUUAAUAUUACUGAUGAUUACAGGAAUGGUUAUAUCAUUAUAUGAUGGCAAUAAAUAUCAAUAUUAUCAUUAUCAUUAAUUGCUUCAAUUUUUCGUUAAGCCUAUUGCAAAGCUGGUACCUACUCCCCCACGGGUCUUGAACCAUGUUUCCCAUGCGACAAGGGCUCUUACCAAAACAAGAAUGGGCAGAAAAAUUGCUUGCCAUGCGCAGCAAACCAGACGACGUCAUCUGAAGGUUCCAAUAGCUCUUUGCUGUGUGGAGGUAUUUCUAAGAAGUGAUUGAUUUGUGUGUGCUGAUUCAAGGUUUCUGUAAUGUUAUCGCUUUAGAUGGAAUUCUAUGUUUCAACCUAAAUGCUUGCCUUAAGAUUUUUCAUUGUAAAAUCAACUAAUUUUACCGUGAUUAUUUCGCAGAAUUCUCACGCCAGAGGACUGAUUUUAUGGUUUGAUUUUGCCGCAGGUUAUAAACCUUGGUUACCCUAAUCAAGCUCUUUUUAGGCAGAAAGUGCUCCAUCUUCCACUCACAUCUUUUUCUUUUACUCCUGAUCAUAAAAGUUGGAAACGGUGUCAUAAAAAUGCUGCAUUUUUUUUAUUAACCCAGGUGUCUUGCAACCCCCAUUCUCAGUUAUCUCUCGCGAAUCUUAAGUUUCUUUCAAUUCUCCAGAAAUCCCCUUCUCUUUUGAGUACAUCCACCCUACCGGAUAGAGUGCUACCUCCAUAACUUAACGACCUGAACAAAGGUAACGGUCAUCAAAAUCUCACCUAAUCAUUUAUGUUCACUUCCUUCUCACAGGACCUUGCCACCCUGGCUCGUUUUCCCCCAGUGGAUUGGCACCGUGCUCUUUAUGCGACCAGCGUUCUUUCCAGCCGCGUAAUGAAAGUCGGAUUUGUUUUCCAUGCCCAGGAACCACUAUAACAGUAUCUCCCGGAUCAAAGACCGCACAAGAUUGCAUAGGUGAGAUGACAUAAGAGGAAUUAGGUUUCUGUAUUUUUUUAAUCAUUUUAACCUACAAAAUUGAAGAUUACACGCGAUUAAUAAUGGUAAAAGGAGCGAGUGAAGUCCAUUCGGUUUGGAAGCCGAAAGAGGUGAUGCGGCUUAGCGAAAAUUGAAAUAAUUUAUGGAUCAAGAUGCCAACACCCGUUUACCAUUAUGAAAAGAGACAAAUUGUGUAAAUAAUAUAUAAAGACAUGUUUAAUACCUCUCUCAUAGAAGCAAAUAAUUAGAAAAACUAGAUUUAAAAUAUUAAUUCUUUCAAGACAAAACUUUAUCGCUAGAAAUUAACAGACAUGUAUCUGAAAAAACUUACAAAAAAAAAUUAUGAUCUACUCAUGCUACUUAAAAAGUCUUUUGCAAAAUUAAGUAAUUUCUGUUUCCUUGUGCUUGUCAUGUUUCCAUAGAAAUCAACGAAUGCGAAUCAGACCCUUGUAACAACAAUUCAACAUGUACAGACCUCAUUCGUGACUACCUGUGCUCUUGUACCUCCGGUUACACUGGAAAGCAGUGUGAGACCAACAUUGAUGAGUGUCAAGACCAACCUUGUUUCCAUAACGGCACAUGCCACGACCUUCUUGACAAUUACACCUGCAAUUGCACGCAAGGUUUCCGUGGAAUUAACUGCGAAAAGGAUAUCAACGAAUGUGAUUCGUCACCAUGCGCCAACAAUGCUUCCUGCCAGGAUCUCCUCGGAGGAUUCAAAUGCCAGUGUGAACCUGGUUACACUGGCGAGCUCUGCGAUACUGAUAUCGAUGAUUGUCUUAUUUCCCCUUGUCAGAAUGGAGCUACUUGCCGAGACGGCAUCAAUAACUACGAAUGUGUGUGUACUCUGGGAUACCAAGGGGAUAACUGUCAAGAGAAUAUUGAUGACUGUGCAAGCAAUUCUUGUCAGAACGGAGGCCAAUGCCUCGACGGUAUUGGCAGCUAUCUCUGUAUUUGUCCAAAGGGAUUUACUGGUAGUAUUUGUGAGAUAGACAUUAACGAAUGUGUGACAGCAGACUGCAAAAACAACGCUACUUGUAUUGACGAGAUAGACGGAUACUUUUGCCAGUGCGAGAAAGGAUUUUCUGGAAAGACGUGCGAGAUCGAAAUUGACGAGUGUUUCUCCAAUCCAUGCAAGAACCAAGCGCAAUGCAUGGAUAUGAUUAAUGGGUAUACAUGUGACUGUCAAGAUGGUUUCGAUGGUUUACAUUGUGAGAACAACAUCGACGACUGUGCUUCAAUUCCUUGCUCAAACAAUGGCAUCUGUCGCGAUGGUAUUAACAAUUUCACCUGCGUAUGUCCGUCUGGUUUUACGGGUGCGCUGUGCAACGUGGACAUUGACUAUUGCACCUCCAAGCCUUGCUAUAAUAACGGUUCAUGUUUUGAUGACAACACGUCUUUUAAGUGCCAGUGUCCCGAUGGUUUUGAAGGGGAGCACUGCGAAAUCAAUGUGGACGAUUGCAAAAAUUCUACCUGCAUGAACAACAGCACUUGCAUUGACGGCAUAGAUGAGUAUGAAUGCGCAUGUUCUGAAGGUUUCGCUGGCAUCAGCUGCAAAAUAAAUAUUGAUGACUGUGCGGGAAACCCAUGCGUCAACGAAGGAACAUGCACAGACCUGAGAAACGACUACCAAUGCAACUGCAAGUUGGGUUACACAGGGAAAAACUGCAGUGUGGACAUCGACGAAUGCACAAGUUCUCCUUGUAACAACAAUGCUACGUGCAUCGACCAGGUGCAUAGUUACACCUGCCUCUGUAAUGUUGGAUUCAGUGGAUCCCAUUGUGAAGUUGAUGUGGACGAGUGUGGAGCAAACUAUUGUAGUAAUGGAUCCACCUGUAUAGACGAAGUAAACGGCUAUAGCUGUAAAUGUGCCCCAGGCUUCUCUGGUGACGAUUGUAGCACGGAGAUUGACGAAUGUGCAUCUUUUCCAUGUGACUAUGGUGGGACAUGUUAUGAUCAGGUACUUCACGACACAUUAUAUGACUUGGUUCCGUUGAGCUAUACAUAUACGAAUUCAAUACGAUCUCCGGACACAGCAUCAUACAAUACACACAAAAAUAACAUAGGAUACGUAGUAAAUUCACAAUUUUUUUUCACCGUGGAAAGAUUUUCCCCGUGGUUAAGUAACCGCUGUUCUUUAUCUUGAUCAGUUAAUGGAAAUCAGUAAUCUUUUAUCAAAUUAAUGUUUAAAGGUUUGAAUUUUAUACUUCUCAGGUUAAUGGCUUCCUAUGUUUCUGCAAACCUGGAUUUACAGGCCAUCGGUGUAAUGUGAAUAUAGAUGAAUGCGUCUCCAGUCCAUGUCAAAACAAUGGCACGUGCAUGGAUCGUGUGGCAAACUUCUCUUGCCAGUGUCCAGUAGGAUUUAAUGGAUCCCAGUGUGAAAACGCCAUUGACUAUUGUUCCGAUUCGGGUAAUUGCACUGUAAAUGAGCAAUGUGUAAAUUCUCGAACAGAUUUCUAUUGCAACUGCAGUAGUGGGUAUUUCGGGAAAUACUGCGAGUUUGAAAUCGACGAAUGCUUAGCAAAACCCUGUUUCAACAACGCUACCUGCCGUGACGCCAUUGGUGACUUCUCUUGCUCCUGUUUAGACGGAUACACAGGGAAGCUCUGUGAACUGAACAUUGAUGAUUGUAGGAACAAUUCUUGUCAGAACAACGCGACUUGUGUUGACCGUACCCUUGGGUAUUCCUGUCUCUGUGCCGAAGGUUACAAUGGGACCCACUGCCAAACAGAAAUCAAUGAAUGCGAAUCCAAUCCAUGUUUAAACAAUGGCUCAUGCAUUGACCUGACUCCUGGGUACAAGUGCGACUGCUUUGACAAAUUCAUUGGGGAAAACUGUGAAAACUUGACGGAUCUCUGUUUAUCUGCGCCUUGUCGAAAUGGAGGUAGAUGCAAAACUGAAAGCGCUGGGGAAUACUUCUCCUGUACGUGUCCAGCUGGUUUUACAGGAAAAACUUGCGAAGUUAACAUCGAUGACUGCGUUUCGAGUCCUUGUAUGCCAAACUCCUAUUGUCAAGACCAGGUUAACGGGUAUGCAUGUGAAUGCUUCCCUUCUUUCAUGGGAGAUCGCUGUGAUAUCUGUGAGUAUCAAUCAUCGGUAUACUGUUUUAUAAGACGAUUAAUGCAGAAACAUCAAGGUAAAGCAAACCAAAAGAACUAAUAGCAACUUUGCAUGGAGGCAGGGGGGUAGCAAUUCUGAAAAAAAGAGAAAGGUUUUAUUCGAAAUAAAAUCAAAACUCAUGCGUAGUGCCAUACGAAACAUCAACUUGGGGUGUACAGAACAUGUAACUUUCUCUCCGCUGCCGAAUAGUUACAACGGAAAACAUCAUUUGUUAAGUUCAUCAAAACAGGAUUUAAAGGGUUAAAACGUAGAACCCUUCCCCGGGUGACAGUUAUUCCAUCCAGGUUGACGUUUAAUAGAUCGAACGUGUUUCAAUAAACGUGAAGAAAUCUCUCCUCUUAAUUAGUUUUCAAACAUAUAUGUCUUAUUCUCAAACCGAGCUUUACGUUUCAGUUCUGGGCAGCAACUUUGAUCUGAAAUUUGCGCGGAAAAGUAAGGACGACAUGGUCCUUCUGUCAGACGGUAAAAGUAUUCCCAGCAUGAGGUCGUUUACAAUCGCCCUUUUUGUCCGUGUGGACUCAAGAUUCCAGUCAGGGACAUUGUUUAGUUAUAGUGUUCCCCAGCAGUCGCAGGACAUCAUAGUACUAUCGUUUACAGAGUCUGAAAUCCUCCUGGAAAUCAAAGAUAAAGUAAUAAAGACGAGUUUCAGGCUGCUGGAUGAUCGUUGGCAUUAUGUGGGAGUUGUUUGGAAUGGAAUCACUGGAGAUACUUUCGUGUACGUGGAUGGACCAGAGAGAGAACAUUCCAAGGAUGUAAACACCGGAAGUAUUAUAAUGGGAGGUGGUUGGAUCGUACUGGGGCAGCGAUAUCUCGCAGAUGGACAGAAUCCGACUGAAUCGACGGCUUUCCUGGGAACUCUGCACCAAGUUAGCCUAUGGGAUGUGCCAGCAUCAGCAGACCACAUGUGGAAUGCCGCACACAACUGCACCUGGCCCAUUGCAGGAAGUGUGCGAGCAUGGAGCAGCUUCUUGCUUGGGAUAAAAGGAGAAGUAGAGAAGAGGUUUAUGACGCAAUGUAAAGGUAUGCAGUCUGCUAAACAUUCAAUAUUUUCUAGAGACGCUUUUGUACGCAAAGCUCUGGAUCCCGAGGCCAAAGUUCGAUACUGGACCGGAGUUAAUGUUUUUCUUGAGUAAGGCUCCUCCUUCUCUUCAGGAAAACCUGAUGAAAUGCAAGGGGAAAUGGCUCACGUUAUUAACUCAGUAGAUAAUGCUAAAAUACUAAAUACCUUAUGCUGUUUACUAAAUUAUUAAAGAAUGACUUUGCAAAGCAAAAGUUGACAAGAAAUGGUAGGAGCAGACUAACUUGGUACUAGUUGUUAGAAAAAAGGUUAUUAGACCAAGUCUAAACGUUUGUCUCGAGCUUAGUAAGCUAAAUACCUACUCCUGUCCAAACACAGACAAGCUAACACUCUAACACGGAAAAUAUAUUUAUGGAAUCUGAAUUUGAAGCUUCUGUCCGUAAAAAGUUAUAGUCGUCUGCUCCUAGGAAUUCAUUCUAAACUUAAUUUUCUCUUUACUGCGAAUUCGAGAGUCAAAGAUUGCUCUAACAGCUCUACAAGUCAGGUGGGCUUGCAGGGUUGAUUUCAGAAUUCUAUCAUUUUAGUCUGCAGCUGAAUAACUGGUUCAUCGCGAUGAUUUCUGUAACCUCUAUUUUUAUUUAAUCAUUUCUCUUUAAUUAUCGCGGAUGAGAUUUUUAUUCAAACUUUUUUUAGGAUCAACCUAUCGGUUGAAAUCGUUUAUUUUCUUUCUUCUUUACCGGUAGCUUUGGACGAUUGCACAACAAAUUGCUCCCACUUUCUCCAUUGUGAGGCUCGUGAAGCACGUUACCACUGCGAGUGUCAGCCUGGGUUUUCAGGUCCAAACUGCAAUAUCGACAUCGAUGAUUGCAGUUCCAAUCCCUGCGUCAAUGGAAAGUGUGUAGAUGGUGUAAACCGAUACGACUGUGAAUGCGAUAACGGGUAUUAUGGCACUGACUGCAAGCAGAAAAUCAUCGAGGAAAAAGGUGAAUAUGCUCUCAAAGACACGAAACUGAACAGGUUUUCCGAAGUGAUUGUAGAAUAAAGAGUCGAUAAGAUCUUUUAGUCCGUUGAAUAAAGAUUAACAGUAUAUUCUAGACUAGAAUUUACACUAAAAUGGUUAAUGAAGGUAAAUAUUUGUCUUUUGACGUAUCUAUGCUGAUAUUGUUCUGAAGUUUCACUAACACCAAACUUGCAGUAAGUGCAUUUGAUAAAGAAUUGCUGUUAAAUGACUAGUGCUUCUGGUCAAACUAUUUGAGCCCUACACAUUCCGCACAUUUCUAAGGAAAUAUAAACUUUAAAACAAAUUUCGCCCUUUUUCGUAGUUUGCCCAAAACUGGAGAAACCCAGGAAUGGUCAAACGAAGUGUCGAAAGCUAUCUGGAAAACUAUUGUGUAUCAUGUCUUGUGAUGAAGGACACGCAUUUAAUUCCGGGGCAAUUACAAUGUAUGGCUGUGGGCCAGAUACAGAAUGGAAAUGGAAUGGAAAAGAUGAUCUUGGGAUACCCUCUUGCACAAGUAAGAAAAGCGUUCUUUAAACUGUUUUUUAGAGUCAUGUGUUAUCUACAUUUGCGCUGAAAUUCUUUUCUUGGUUAAGACCUAUCUAAUACCGAGAAAGCAAUUCCUUCAUUUCAUCAAACAAACAAGCUUCUAAUUUAUCUGACUAACUUGUUUGGCUGUUGCUAAUGAGCAAGCGAAUUCAGAUUAGGAAAAUAUCCAAGAGUCAGAUAAAUAAUUCUCUAAUUUGUUUUAACGAUGACUACAGUCGAGAAAAUAUAAACUAUAAACAAUAAUAACGGUGAUAAUAAUAAUAAUGAAUUAAUAUCUUGUUAUAGUAAUGAUGAUUUGACAUGGCAAGGUAGCAUGUUUAUUGUGGUUUGCGUCUGAUAAAAUGAAUAAGACUUUCACAGAAAAUGAACUCAACGUUUUUCAUUGCGAAUUGCAAGAGAUGAGUUAACGAAUCGAUAUUCGACUCACUCCAACAACAUCACUUUUUUUUCCUUUUACCAUUUUCACACAGGUGAAGCUGCUCCCAAGGAAAUAGAACAUCACUUUUCUGUAAGGUUUAGUGGGAUUAAUUGUGGGAACAUAAAAACCCACAAGGAUUUACUGAAAGCUGUUAAAAAAGCUGUCAAUGAAACGCUUUCAACAAUCUCAGGAUGCCACGCUUGCCAAUUGACAAAGCUUACCGUUCCUGGAUGUGAAUUGGCGGAGGAGAAGAGAAAAAGGCGAGCAGUCAGCCAUGCAAUGGAGGUUCUCUUCUCAUUGAUGGUGAGAGAAGCUCUUGGUAGUAACUCAUUGAGCGAAGAUGUUCAAGAGAAGAGUGAAGCGGUCCUGUUUCAGAUGAAGUAUGCUGUUGCCACAGGACAAUUCAGGAUAAACGUGAAUGGAAUGAACACUACCGCUGAGAGAUCUUCACUACACCAUCUUUCCUCUAGUGUCACUUGCAGUGCAGGAUAUGUUACAAGCAGCAAUGGAAAAAGAUGUGGUAAGUGUUACAUCUGCUUUGGUUAUGUCACUUUUUAGAUUAACUGGAUUAAAAAACGUACUGGUUAAGGAACUCGUGCUAUCCUCUCAACCAAUCAGUAUUGACGCCUAAACGUAAUCGUUACUUUAAGAGGCUGCGCUUUCCUUCGCUGGUGACCAGCCUCUUUAGUUAAUUUCAUCCCUCGCUAGCUGUUUUACUCUUAUUGGCUGUGAUGUUUUCCUUGUGAUAGCACUCUGCUGCGUGAAUAUUUCGGAGGACUUUGCGAAUUCUUGGCUAUUCUUUUGAUUUUCAACAGUGGCAUGCCCAGUGGGAACGUAUUACGAUAAAAACGGCUUCAACUGUACGUUGUGUGGUAAAGGUAGUUAUCAGGACAAGGAAGGUCAGAACAGUUGCGAAAAGUGUGACCAAGGAAAAUCAACGGAUACUAAUGGAGCUGCUUCGAGUGAAGACUGUGUUAGAGGUAUGACCAGCUAA